AUGGGUGCCACGGAACAGAUGAGCGAGGCGGUGGAUGAUGCGGAACAGAAAUUUGGGGUGAAGAGAAGUUUUGUGGUCUGCUUACCAAGCACCCCUACACCCCUGCCAACACCCGGGACCCCUACACCCCAGCCAACACCCAGCACCCCUACACCCCUGCCAACACCCAGCACCUCUACACCCCAGCCAACACCCAGCACCCCUACACCCCUGCCAACACCCUGCACCCCUACGCCCCUGCAAAUACCCUGCACCGAUACACCCCUGCCAACACCCUGCUCCCAUACACCCCUGCAACACCCUGCACCCCUACACCCUGCACCCAUACACCCCUGCCAACACCUGCACCCCUACACCCCUGCAAAUACCCUGCACCGAUACACCCCUGCCAACACCCUGCCCCCCUGCACCCCUGCCAACACCCUGCACCCAUACACCCCUGCCAACACCUGCACCCUACACCCCUGCCAACACCCUGCACCCAUACACCCCUGCCAACACCCUGCUCCCAUACACCCCUGCAACACCCUGCACCCCUACACCUAUGCUCACCCGUCGCCACAGAUGCUCACUCGUCACGUCAGAUGCUCACCCGUCGCUUCAGAUGCUCACCCGUCGCGUCAGAUGCUCACUGCGUAUCUGAAGCUAAGAUUCUCCAAUGUCCAGCGAAAUUAUCAGUGA
Molecule: messenger RNA, 681 nt
Organism: Hyalella azteca
Lineage: Eukaryota; Metazoa; Arthropoda; Malacostraca; Amphipoda; Hyalellidae
Product: extensin-like
Exons: 3
Coding region: 1-681 (226 amino acids)
Source: RefSeq, a predicted model, not a curated record